CAAUAAUAUUAUUUUAAAAAAUGUAAAUAGUAUAAAUUAUUUAGGUAGAGUCAUAAGUUCAAACAACUCGUCUGUUCAGCAUGUAAAUAAAACGAUCUCUAAAUCGAAUCAAACGAAUAUGUUUAUUCAAAUGCUCAGUGGUUGCCGCUUCGGAGUACAUCCAAGCAAGUCACUACUCUUUUAUAAAGCAUUUAUUAGAACUAGAUAUGAAUACGCCUGCUCCUCUUUUUCAAACAUAUCAAAAUCAGUACAAAACAAUAUAAAUAAGCAUGCUAAUUUCCACCUUAGAAAGGCCUUAGGACUUAUUAAAUCGACUCCAAUUAAUAUUAUUUAUAAUCUUGCAGCUGAACUUCCUCCAGCUUAUAGGAUUAAAUUCGCUACAGCGAAGGAGUUGGCCAAAACGUUCGCUCAUGGACUACCAUCUGCGUCGCUUCUGUCAAACUCCUUUGUAGCCAAAAAUACUAGUUACAGUAGAAUUUAUGCUGAAUUUAAAAAUAUCCUGGAUAGUAUUGCUCCUAUUUGUCCUUACUCUCUGUCCACACGCAAGAUUUCAGUUGACACAAAUUUCUUUAAAGGUACUUGUACAAAUAAAAAAAUGGCAAACGAGACUAUAAUUCUCUCUUUAUUUAAAGAAAAAAUAAGAAGUUUAACCUCAAAAAAUAUGGAAAUCAUCUUCACGGAUGGUUCUGUGUCGGAAAAUUUUACAGGAGGUGCCUUUGUCCACUUAAAUUCCAAUUCGAUAAAAAGUUUCUACACCGACAAAAAACUAUCGUCGCUGACUGCUGAACUCACAGCCCUAGAAAAAGCCAUUGACUUCGGUAUUUCAAAAAAGUUCUCCAAAAUAGCAAUUUUAACUGACAGUCUUGGUGCCAUCCAGACAAUAAAGAACACGAACUCCAAAAACUGCAUCUCUCAAUGCAUUCUGAAAAAAGUCAUAAACAACCCAACCCUGCUAUCCAUAGAAUUUCACCACAUUCCAAGCCAUUCCAAUAUUUGGGAAAACGAUCUCGCAGAUACAGCGGCUAAAAAUGCUAAAAUUAACGGCUCUUUCGCACCCGUCAGAUGGACCCUUAAGGACGCAAUCAAUCAUAUGUUCGCGCAAAUAAAACAAGACUGGGAGCGUGAAUACAGUCUGUUCUCAUUAGAGCGUAACAAGGGUUACUCUCUCCUCUCACCAUAUACCACUUCCAAGCCUUGGUUUAAAAACAAAGAACACCUAUUCAACCGUAUAGAAACGAAGACUCUAAACAGAAUCUUAAGCGGACAUGCUUUUGACAAAUACACACUUUCCAAAAUGAAAGUCUACGAUAACGCCCUAUGCGAUUCGUGUAACGUUAAUGAAGACAUUUCGCAUAUUUUGUUAAAUUGCUCAAAAUAUACACCAACAAGACAAAAUUAUCCAACACUACUUAAAUAUAACGAUAUCUAUCGUUUACUUGGAAAUGAACCAAUUGAAAAUUGGACAUCGAUUACCAGUUUCAUUCGAGCUGCUAAUAUUAAUAUCUAAUACAACACACUCCACACUGCUCAUUUAACACACUAUAACACCAUCCACGCUUAUACCAACUCACAAAAUCUCAAAAUUAAAAUUUCUCACACAUAUUGAUAACAUUUUCAUCGCUUAUCGUUCAUCGUCAUCGCUCAUCGUUCAUUGUCAUCAUAACAUCACCAGAAACUACUGCACGAUAUUUACAUAGCUGUCCAUUAAAUUUUGUUUUUCUUGAAAUUUAAUUUCAUACAUUGGCAGUGGCGUUAACCCGUUCCAACGGGGCGGCCAAAUAAUUCUUCCCUCUUCACGGAAGGAAGUAACUUAAUAUUUAAAAAAAAAAAAAAAAUUCUCCGUGCGAACAGUCAAGUGCAGUGCAGUUGCGCGAGCUUAACAAACAAUAAAACAAACCAAGUGCUAGCAGCUAGGGGCAGCGCGAACAAUAAUGACUUGCCAACGAAAUCCGCACACUUGGUGAGGGGACUUCGGCGUGUUGAGUUUCCCAAUCGCGUACGCCAUUUUCGCGCAUUCCGUCUGCGGUCCUACUAAUCGAGUCGAGUAAUUUUCUUGCGAGCUAAAAAUUAUAUGAAAUUGCUGGCGAAAAGCGAUUUGCAAGCCGUGUAACCGAAAAACCAGCCAAAAGCGCUACGUGGUGCGUGAGUGCGAGUGCGAGUGCGACGGAAAGCCCCAGUGAGCAGUGAGCUGCGAGCGAAAGAACGGGGGAGAGAGAGAAGACGACCAGCAAACUCUACAAGCACACAAACAACACAAUGAUGAAAAUGGAGACUGACAAAAUAAUGGACGAAACCAACUCCAAUGCACAGGCCUUCACAACCACCAUGCUGUACGACCCGGUGCGCAAGAAAGACUCCUCGCCCACCUACCAAACGGAGCGGGAACUCUGUUUUCAGUACUUCACCCAGUGGAGCGAGUCGGGCCAGGUGGACUUCGUGGAGCACCUUCUGUCGCGCAUGUGCCACUAUCAGCACGGCCAGAUCAAUGCCUAUCUCAAGCCGAUGCUCCAGCGGGACUUUAUCACACUGCUGCCAAUCAAGGGUCUGGAUCACAUCGCCGAGAACAUUUUGUCGUACUUGGAUGCCGAAUCGCUCAAAUCGGCGGAGUUGGUCUGCAAGGAAUGGCUCCGCGUCAUCUCCGAGGGCAUGCUCUGGAAGAAGCUCAUCGAACGCAAGGUGCGCACAGAUUCCUUGUGGCGCGGAUUGGCCGAGCGGCGCAACUGGAUGCAGUACCUCUUCAAGCCAAGACCGGGCCAAACGCAGCGGCCACACUCAUUCCAUCGCGAGUUGUUCCCCAAGAUAAUGAAUGACAUUGACAGCAUAGAGAACAACUGGCGGACUGGACGCCACAUGCUGCGCCGCAUCAAUUGCCGGUCCGAGAACUCAAAGGGUGUCUAUUGCCUGCAGUACGACGAUGGCAAGAUUGUCUCCGGGCUGAGGGACAACACCAUCAAGAUCUGGGAUCGCACGGAUCUGCAGUGCGUCAAGACUCUUAUUGGCCACACUGGAUCGGUGCUGUGCCUGCAGUACGACGACAAGGUGAUCAUCAGUGGCUCCAGCGACUCCACCGUCCGCGUGUGGGACGUGAACACCGGCGAGAUGGUCAAUACCCUCAUCCACCACUGCGAGGCGGUGCUGCACUUGCGCUUCAACAAUGGUAUGAUGGUGACCUGCUCCAAGGAUCGCUCCAUUGCCGUCUGGGACAUGACCUCGCCCAGCGAGAUCACGCUGAGGCGCGUGCUCGUCGGCCACCGGGCCGCCGUCAAUGUGGUGGACUUCGAUGAGAAAUACAUCGUCUCCGCCAGCGGGGACCGCACCAUCAAGGUCUGGUCCACCUCGAGCUGUGAAUUCGUGCGCACCUUGAAUGGCCACAAGCGUGGCAUCGCCUGCCUGCAGUACAGAGAUCGCCUGGUGGUCAGUGGCAGCUCAGACAAUUCCAUAAGACUUUGGGACAUUGAGUGCGGCGCCUGCUUACGUGUCCUGGAGGGCCACGAGGAAUUGGUUCGCUGCAUCCGUUUCGAUACGAAACGAAUCGUCAGCGGCGCCUACGAUGGCAAGAUCAAGGUUUGGGACCUGGUCGCCGCCCUGGAUCCGCGGGCAGCCUCCAAUACUCUCUGUCUGAAUACACUUGUGGAGCACACUGGUCGCGUCUUUCGUUUGCAAUUCGAUGAGUUCCAGAUUGUGAGCAGCUCGCACGAUGAUACAAUUUUGAUUUGGGACUUUCUAAAUUUCACACCCAAUGAGAACAAGACCGGACGCACACCGUCACCGGCCCUGAUGGAACAUUAACAUUUUAUGCAACGGCAGCUGCGCGAGCUACAUCUGCAAUCCUCGAGCGACGACGAGGAUGAAGAUGAGAACGAGGACGAUGGCGAGCAUUUCGAUGAGGAUUCUAGAGAUGAUGCUGGGGCGUUUAUGGGGGGAUAUGUUAGGCAUCGGGAUGCUGGUGGUUCGGUCUCCGUCACCGGUUCCGGCUCGGAUCCAGAAUCGGAUGACCCGGACUUUGAGAUAGAUGUUGAGAAUAUAAAUGAUUAUGAUGAGUGAUGAGUGAAUGGUUAUUGGCCAGCAUGAGUAAACACAGCAUUGCGACUUGUCUAUUUCGAAACUAUGUUGAACCCAAGAUAUAGCGAUCUCUAAGCGUCUAAUUUACAAUCGCACACACCACACACACACCCCCACACGGAACACACACAUGAUAUGAAUUAAUUGAAGUUAUAAAGCAAGCAAACAAUAAAUGCAAAAGGAGUAUACAAAAUAUAUACAAAUAUUUUCGCAAAACUGGCUGUUAGGUUUGUCAUGUACGAAUGAAAAUGAAACAAAAACGGAUGAGGAAGAUGAAAAACUAUGUAUUAGUUAUUUAGGCGCUUUAAUACUAAUCGAGGGUCAGUCUUUGAAUCGCGCUUCGGAUCGGUGGAUCCAUCGAUCUCUCGAUCGGGCGUUAGUUUAAGUGUUUCUUUAGCUCAAAUACACAAGGAUCGCGUUUAGGAAGCUGCCGCCUUAAGACAACAGGAAGAGAAGGUCUGUGAAAUAUGGCUUGGAACAUUUUCGCAGGGAAUCUGUCCUGGAGAGCGGUUAGAGGAAUCAGUCUUUAGCAUAAAUGUUAGUUAGAGUCGCUUCAUUGAAAUUGGCAUAAGCACCAGUUCGGUUCGCCGCAUUGCAUACUUGUAACCUACUUUACAUGCCUAUUGCCUAAUGUUUGUGUUAAUUGUAAAGUUAAAUUUAAGCCUAGUAUUUUAUUGGCAAUUGUAAUCUAAGUUACGCAAAAUACAAAUUAAAUAAUUUAAAUUUAAAGUUAAUUGUGUAAAGUAAAGGACGACACGCGCCGUGUCCGCAAUUGGUAGUUUCCCAUCUUUCGGGUGCAGAUCAACUGAAAAUUAAUCCAUUGUACUGCAAUAUAUAACCGAUUCUUUGAUUGAUCUAUGAUAACUCUAGAUUCUAGACCCUAGAUAUUCAGAUGUAUGUAGAAAAUAGCAAAUUUCCAGGCAGUUUCAACCACAUAUUUACACGUAUACAGUUCGUUGAUUGUGAUCAAUGGAUAUUUUACUAUAUGUAUUGCUAUUUGUAAGUUAAGUUCCAAUGCUAUACUUGAUCUGGAUCACGAUCGCCGCUUCCGCGUUAACUAAUGUAUGUACAUAACGUUUUACUUUAACAAAAAGUUGAUGAUGAUAUUGAUAUGAACACGUACCCCGGAAUAUGUAAAACUGUUAGUGGAAGGAGGGCAGCUUGUUAAACGAUGGCCGAGCAACUGCUACUGCGCGAAUGGGCUUAGUAUAGGUAACAUAACUAGAAGUAAUAAAUAAUAAAUUGUGUAUAAAUGCUAAA
Drosophila biarmipes is the source of this 5322-nucleotide messenger RNA. It is a transcript of the gene slmb, whose product is annotated as F-box/WD repeat-containing protein 11. The record is from RefSeq and is a predicted model, not a curated record. The coding region runs from base 2257 to 3789 and encodes 510 amino acids. The transcript has 8 exons. Lineage: Eukaryota; Metazoa; Arthropoda; Insecta; Diptera; Drosophilidae. Gene Ontology annotation, molecular function: protein dimerization activity.